Messenger RNA from Trichoderma atroviride IMI 206040, 3526 nucleotides. RefSeq lists its product as uncharacterized. Gene Ontology annotation, biological process: regulation of DNA-templated transcription. Gene Ontology annotation, cellular component: Ino80 complex; cytoplasm. Lineage: Eukaryota; Fungi; Ascomycota; Sordariomycetes; Hypocreales; Hypocreaceae. The record is from RefSeq and is a predicted model, not a curated record.
AUGGCUCCAUCUGCAAUCGACGAGCGGAUGCCCCAGGCGCCGCCCGAAAAGACGUACCCGCCGGCCAAGAUAUUCCCUGUCAAGGAGACCAAGUUUGAACAGUUCAUCGAGCCCGAGUCCGAUGGCCGGAAGAAAGCCCUGGAGCAGCCCGGCAAUGCUGCCAUUGUGAUAGAUAAUGGAUCCUCCGCCGUUCGAGCAGGCUGGUCCUUUGAGUCCGCGCCGCGAUUAAACAUCCCGCCCGUCAUGGCCAAGUACCGCGAUCGAAAGCUCGGCAAGACCUUCUCCUUUGCUGGUUCAGACUGCUAUGCCGAUACCACCGCGCGCGGCCACAUACGCAACGCAUUCGAAGCCGGCACCGGCAUAAUAAGCAACUGGGACGUGACGGAGCACGUCUUGGACUACAUCUUUCUGAAGCUGGGCAUGAAUGAUGCGAGCGGCGGCAUUGAUGUGCCGGUUGUGAUGACCGAGGCUGUUGCCAACCUGCCUUAUUCAAGGAAAUCCAUGACCGAGAUCAUCUUUGAAUGCUACGGCGCACCAUCUCUUGCCUACGGUAUCGAUUCGCUCUUCUCAUACAGACAUAACAAGGGAAAGACAGGGCUAGUGGUGUCUUCCUCCCAUACAUCUACCCACAUAAUACCCGUCUAUAAUUCGAAAGCGCUCCUUUCCCAGGCUACACGCCUCAACUGGGGCGGUUAUCACAACGCCGAGUACCUGCUCAAGCUGAUUCGGUUAAAGUAUCCCGCUUUUACGGGCAAGCUCAACUCUUCGCAAGCAGAGCACAUGGUGCGGGAUCAUUUCUACGUCUCCAAGGACUACGAUGCCGAAAUUCGCGACUACCUUGACUGGACAGGACUAGAAGACCGAGAUAUUGUCAUCCAGUACCCAUACGUAGAGGAAGUGAUUGUUCAAAAGAGUCAGGAAGAGUUGGAUCGCAUUGCGGAGCGCAAAAAGGAGAGUGGAAGACGGCUACAGGAGCAGGCGGCCAAGAUGCGGCUCGAAAAGCUCAUCAAGAAGGAGCAGGACUUGGAAUAUUACAAAAACCUGCAGGGUAAAAUCGUCGACGAGACGAAAAAGGAAACUCGACGCCUUCUCGACAGCCACGACAUCAAGGACGAGAAUCAGCUCGAGAAGAUUAUCAAGGAACUGGAAAAGUCCAUCAAAAAGGCCCGCACCAAGGAUGUCGGAGGCGACCCCGAGGAAGAACAAGAACAGCCAGACUUUGGCCUCCUAGAAAUCCCCGACGAGGAGCUCGACGAAGCACAACUAAAGCAGAAGCGCCAGCAGCGCCUCAUGAAAUCUAACCACGAAGCCCGCGCCCGCGCAAAGGCCGAAAAGGAGGCCGAAAAGGCCCGCGCCGCCGAAGAAGAGCGCUUAGAUCAAGAACGCCGCGAAAACGAUUUGGAAGGAUGGCUCGGCGAAAAGCACCAGGCCCUGCAGAAGGCUCUCCAGAAGAUCAAGGAGCGCGACAGGCUGAAGCAAGACCUCGGCAACCGCAAAUCGCUCGCCUCCCAGAUCCGCAUGAAGAGCAUCGCCAACCUCGCCUCCGACAACCCCACCAAGAAGCGGCGGCGCGGCGGCGACGACGACAACUUUGGCGCAAACGACGACGACUGGGGCGUGUACCGCCAGAUCGCCGUGGGCGACAACAGCGACGAGGAGCAAGAGGAGGAGGAUCUCGCGUCGACGCUCAAGACGCUGGAGCAGGACCUGCUCAGGUACGACCCCAACUUCACCUACGAAAACACCCAGGACGCCCAGACCGUGUGGUCCAAAUCCCUCCUGCACGCCUUUGCCCGCGGCCCACGGCCCAUCGACCCGGCGUCCCAGGCAGAGCUGCACCAGAUCCACCUCAACGUCGAGCGCAUCCGCGUGCCAGAGGUCGUCUUCCGCCCGUCCAUUGCCGGCGUCGACCAGGCCGGCAUCAUCGAGAUUGCAGGCGACGUGCUGAACCAACGCCUCGGAUCGCUGCCCAACCGCGACGACUUCCUCAAGGACGUCUUCCUCACGGGCGGAAACACCCUGUUCCGCAACUUUGACGAGCGCGUGCGCGAUGGCCUGAGGGCCCUGCUGCCGGCAGAUUCGCCGCUGCGGGUGAGGAGGGCAGAGGACGCGCUGCUGGAUGCGUGGAAGGGGGCUGCGGGCUGGGUUGGGUCGUCGGCGUGGAAGACGGCGGCGAUAUCGCGGGAGGAGUAUCAGGAAAAGGGGCCGGAGUAUAUCAAGGAGCACGACAUGGGCAAUUCAUACGCGUGAAAUUGUUUGGGCUGAAAGGAAUAUGUUUCCCUUUUUUUGUUUUUUUGUUUACCUUGGUUUGUAAUUCUCUUAUACGUAGCUUGCUCUCUUCUGCUCGGGUGAUUUUUUCCAUAUUUUUUAUAAAUUUUAACGCUUCGACACGUAUAACAUUAGAAUGGACUGUGUUCAAUAUAUGGUAUCAUUAAAUCCUCCAAGCCGUGCAACGUCCAUCCAUCUGUAGCCCAUACGCUCACACACACACGCAUACAUUAGUACUAGUAGGUAUCUCUUCAUGAAUACCAAAAGUAUAUAUCUGCCCCUUCGUUCUACUCCACAAAGUCUUGUUAAAGAACUCCAGUGUCCAAUUUUUUAUAGAAUCCCUUCUACACGCACACACAGCAGCCCACCACUCCAGGUCCCAGCUACCUCCCAAUCUGUUUCAUAUCACGGGAGGAAAGAAGAAAAAAAAAAGCCCCGUAUAGAAGAGAGGAAAGAAAGAAGAACAGGAGAUACCCAGUUAGACAGAGAAAUUUAGCCAUCUUGCCAAUCCGCACCAUGGUCACAUGAGAUAGCCUUGAGAAAGCCCAAGAAAUAGAAUAAAGGAGAAUCAAGGACACACACAUGGGGCACCAAAAAAAAGAAAUUUCAAAAGUCAUACUAGACACAAAAAAGGCCCUCCUUCCGUAAACGCCCUCCAUCGAUUUAAAUCCCCCUUCCUUGACUAAAUAAAAAGGGUAAAAGGAAACAAUAAAGGGAAUAAGCAAAUAGUAGUAAAAAAGACAAGUGAAAAAUGUGCAUAAUAAAUUGUUAAUUAUGCACACGCGCACGUUCAACGCGAUAGAAUCCCCCAACGCCACCCUUUAGUAAAAAGCCAUUUCUGGAAAGCAAGUAUUUUAGGGGAAAAAGCCCCGUUCUGACCAUCCAUUCAAGGUCCCCCUAAGCUUGGGCUGGUCGCUCUUCAGGAUUCAGUUGCCUACUCAAAUCCUCCGGAGCUGGAUGGGGGUUGCCAUCUCGUUCGCCUGGCUGGUCAGGCUUGAACGGCGGGCUGGGAUAGGUCUGCCCUCGCUCGACCAUUUGCUCUUGGGCGGUUAGUCCCGCGACGGCCUGCGCCACGGCCUCGAGAGGGGUUCCAACUCCGGAAUUGCUGCUGUUAGGGGGCUGUUGCGGCGGCGGAGGCGCUUGGUGCUGAUGCUGUUGCUGAUGCGGUUGAUGGUGCUGCUCGGGCAUGGCGGAUGGCGGCGGAGGAGCAGAUGAAGGCUGCGAGAGGUUGACAUUGGGAGGGGGCGGGGGGAAUUCG